Molecule: messenger RNA, 643 nt
Organism: Ochlerotatus camptorhynchus
Lineage: Eukaryota; Metazoa; Arthropoda; Insecta; Diptera; Culicidae
Product: dynein regulatory complex protein 8
Exons: 5
Coding region: 1-591 (196 amino acids)
Molecular function (GO): calcium ion binding
Source: RefSeq, a predicted model, not a curated record
AUGGCUGAUUUAGACUAUCCUGAACCCAAUCCCACUUUGCAUAUUACAGAAAUCAAUCCCGCAAACGAACUAGAAAAGCGAGUUGCCGAUGCUUUUCUCAUCUUUGACCAUCACGGCAACAAAACGGUUGAUGUGCGCGAGAUCGGAACAAUUUUGCGAUUCCUCGGAUGUGUUCCCACGGAGGCAGACGUCAACGAAGUAAUUUCAGCGACGGAGUUCGAAGAUUCCAAUGGGACGGUUCACCUUUCAAAGUUCCUGCCGUUCGUCAGCCAGCUGAUUGCCGAGCAUAAAUUGGAACCGGCCCCACCGGAAAAACUCCUGAAAGCAUUUCGCGUUCUGGACCAGGAGGGUAAGGGUUUCGUCGAUCGUGAUUAUAUGACAAAGUUGAUUACAGAGGAAGGGGAACCGUUCACGGCAGAGGAACUUGAGGAAAUGAUGGCCGUAGCAGUCGACAUGGCAACCGAUAAGAUUCCUUAUGAAAACUAUUUGAACCAACUGUUGCAUGAACCGCAAGAUUCGAUUUACACAUUGGCCGAUAAAUUCAAAAAUCAAAUCAGACGCAGGACGAUUUUCAAAUUUUACAGGCGAUGAUUUUUUUCUUAUUUCAGGUUGAUUUCUAAAAUCCCCAAUGUCCCAGUCAAAU